Myripristis murdjan (pinecone soldierfish) is the source of this 3077-nucleotide messenger RNA. RefSeq names its product sodium-coupled neutral amino acid transporter 3-like. The record is from RefSeq and is a predicted model, not a curated record. The transcript has 16 exons. Gene Ontology annotation, biological process: L-glutamine transport; L-histidine transmembrane transport; serine transport. Gene Ontology annotation, cellular component: plasma membrane. Gene Ontology annotation, molecular function: L-glutamine transmembrane transporter activity; glycine transmembrane transporter activity. Bases 243 to 1673 code for a protein of 476 amino acids. Lineage: Eukaryota; Metazoa; Chordata; Actinopteri; Holocentriformes; Holocentridae.
AUCUCUCUCUCACUCUCUCCUCCCUUCACUACCAAGGAGCUUUGGAGAGACAAGAAACUCCUCAGCAGAAAGCUUUAUGUAAACACUGGAGGAACCUUGAAAUUGAGUGAACUUCCUUCAGGAGUUGUUCUGUCUGAAUACAAGAUUUCCCACGGUGAGAAGGAAACCGGCCUUGUUCCUGACUACCAGGGUAAAAGUUUGAAGGAGUUUCUGUCUGUCCGAGCAAAGUCACAAGCCGAGCAAUGGAGCUUCAGAAGAUGAAUGGGCACAGCAGGGAUGAUGGGUUUGAUGGGCUGGACUCUAUGGCUGAGCGCGAUGAGUUUCUCCCACAUAAAAGCGGUGGCAAGAAGGAAAUUCAUUUUACAGAUUUUGAGGGGAAAACGUCGUUUGGAAUGUCCAUCUUUAACCUCAGUAACGCCAUAAUGGGCAGUGGAAUUCUGGGACUGGCUUUCGCGAUGUCCAACACCGGAAUCAUACUUUUUCUCAUCCUGUUGGUGUUCAUUGCCAUUCUGUCCUCAUAUUCUAUCCAUCUCCUGCUGAAAAGUGCUGGAGUGGUGGGCAUCCGGGCCUACGAGCAGCUUGGGAAACGAGCCUUCGGCCAUCCAGGCAAAAUGCUGGCUGCCUGUAUCAUCACAGUACACAACAUUGGAGCGAUGUCCAGCUACCUCUUCAUCGUUAAGUCGGAGCUCCCAUUGGUCAUUCAGACUUUCCUUGGUAAACAGGAAAACACCGGAGAGUGGUUCUUGGAGGGAAACUACUUGAUCAUGAUUGUUAGCGCUGCCAUCAUCCUCCCACUAGCACUCAUGAAACAGCUUGGCUACCUGGGCUAUACAAGUGGCUUCUCCCUCUCCUGCAUGGUGUUUUUCCUAAUUUCGGUUAUCUACAAAAAAUUCAACAUUCUCUGUCCACUGGGUGAGGAGUAUCACAAUGUGACUGAACCUGCUGAAGACUUCACUUCCAGUAACGGGACAGAUGAGUUCUGUGAGGCCAAGAUGUUCACCAUCAACUCACAGACAGCGUACACCAUCCCAAUCUUGGCCUUUGCUUUUGUUUGUCACCCUGAGGUGCUCCCUAUCUACACCGAGCUGCGAGAUGCUACCAAGAAACGCAUGCAGACCGUCGCCAACAUCUCCAUCCUGGCCAUGUUUGUCAUGUACCUGCUAACUGCUCUUUUUGGUUACCUCACCUUUUACGCUGCUGUUGAGCCGGAGCUGCUGCACACCUACAGUCGGGUGGACCCCUUGGAUACACUGAUCCUGUGUGUGCGUUUGGCUGUGCUGGUGGCCGUCACUCUGACUGUCCCCGUGGUUCUGUUCCCGAUCCGCAGGGCCGUGCUCCAGAUCCUGUUCCCUGAGAAGCCCUUCCACUGGGCCAGACACAUCUCCAUCGCAAUUUGUCUCAUCUUCAUUGUCAACCUGCUUGUUAUCUUCGUGCCCUCUAUCCGAGACAUCUUUGGCCUCAUUGGAGCCACAUCUGCCCCCAGCCUUAUCUUCAUCCUUCCUGGAAUCUUCUACAUCCGGAUCAUUCCUGAGGAACAAGAGCCUUUGCUCUCCAGACCCAAGAUUCAGGCUGCAUGCUUCGCUGCACUGGGGUUCAUCUUUAUGGUGAUGAGUUUGUCAUUUAUCAUCAUUGACUGGGUGACCGGCGAGGCUCGUAGCGGCGGCGGGCACUAACCGCAGCAAAUGAAUAAAGGUACUAUGAACAGAAGGCCAACCAAAGCUCUCCCAGUCAUUAAAUUACCCCCGAUCUGCCAAGUAUUCAACCAAAGCUAAACAAGAAUGUUUGGCUGCACAAGAGGAGGGAUGUGUGAUGAACCUUCGCCUACAAGAAGAGAAAGGGUUUGGACAUUUGGUGGGGCAGAUAAUAGGUCCUUUAUGGAGGAGAGAACUGUGAUGCACAAGAGCACAACACAAUGUGUUCUGACUGAGAAAACCUAUCCUGCGGCUCGCAUUAAGGAUGUUGUUUGGAGGCAUUUGGGAAGUUGUUGGAGAGGCAGCAAGUGAAUGAAAAAAAACAUAGAGGCAACAUAAAGGAUGAGAAGGAACAGUGUGACUCAAAUGGAAAUCCCAUUUUUGAGUAAAGAUAGUGAAGGGUGUAUGUACGGUUCCAUGGAAUAGCUCAGUCACUGCCAAAUUCCUUCCUAUCUACUUCCCUACAAUUUCAGGGUUUUUUUUUAUGGGAAAGAAAUUUGAUAUUGUGUCAUAUUGCAGUUUUUUUUUUUACACAUCCUGGGAAUUUGCUUUUUAUCAUAUGAAAUAAGAAUUUCACUGUUUAUUUCAUCAAUGACUGCUUUACUGCAUAUUGAUACAGUCCAGUCCAGUCUAUUGUGCAGUGUCCAAAUAAAUGAUAACUGUGAUGACUCUGACCUCACUGAUUCAGCUACAUAUAAUCAGAGAGGGUUAGUGCAUGGAAGGUCUGUGAAGUCUACACUACCAAACUAACAACUCCAGUCUGUCAAAAGAAGUGUACUGACUUUUACACGAGGAAGAAUUCAUUGUAUUCAGUGUGUUAGGUUAUUCCGUUUUUCUCUAACACUUAACAUGAAUGUUGUGAAGCCGAUCCACUUCAAACUUGAGCCUGAGGUGACCCACGUUCAAUACUUUGACCUGACAGAUUCUGGUACAGUUUGUGGUGUGUUGCUGCUACCUGUGAAGGUUACCGAAACAGACUGAGUCAAGUAUCACAUGUGAGUUCUCUGCAGUAGAAGGCUGGUUUUUACCUAUGUGUGCGUGUGUCUGUGAAAACAAUUACAGGUUUAAAACCAAAGAAUAUCAUUGUUGUGUAACAUCAAGCACACUUACUACAGUUUUAUUACACUGUACGGUGACGACCAUCAAUAAAAAAAAUAUUUUUACAAGUUUUACAACCCAGUGUUAAAAAUUACAUUUCCUUUUAGGCAGACCCAACAACUGUUCAAAUAACUGACCUAUGAAACUCCUGUUAAAUGAGAAUGAAGUUUGGUUUUGUUUUUGGUCUUGUAAAUUGACUCAAAAGAUAUUUUGACUUUGUUAUUUGUCCUGUAUAUUUUUAAAUUUAUUUGAAUAUUGCUAUAUGUCAAUAAAGUUCAUUUGUACAUA